UCGCAUAAGUCAAUUUCUGUUGUUCUUAAGAGAAUGAAGAAAAUAAUUGGUACCACACUCUGCACUUUAAAAUUAGCUGUUUUUUUCAUUUAUAUAGAAUUAACUUUACAAACCAAACUUUUUCCUCUGGAACCAUAUCUGCAUCCUGAUAUUCAUUAUUAUCGAAAUGGAAGUGGUGGAUUACAACCAAUAAAUGGAGUUUUUUCUGUAGUAGUAUCCAAUGGCUAUAUAAUUGGUGUAUUCGAUAAUGGUGCAAUUUAUCCAGCAAUUGAUCGUAAUCUGAAAAUGGUGAAAGUACGCGUAGGCAGCAACCACAAUAUUCCAAUAAGCCUGAAAGAAUAUCAAGAACUUGUACUUUAUUUAAACGAACGGAAUUUAUAUCUUCACCUUGCUAAACGUGUAGACCCGAUUCAUUCAAGCCAAGGAAAUGUAAUUGAAAAUUCUAAAAUGUAUUCAAAUACUUCAUUCUAAAAUUAAAGUUUUGCUUCGAUUGUAGACUAUAGAAUUAAUUAGCGAAUAAAUUUAAAAUAGAAAAAAAUAAUAAAAGAAAGUCCUGUACUCUCUAGGAAAUUUGGAUUAAUUACAAAAAAAGAUCUAUUGAAAUUUCCAAUACAGUCUAGGAAAAUAUGCCAAGUUCCGCGAGGAAAGGGACCUUAGGCUUAAAAAAUCGAUUUUCAGAUUUUUGAUGACAUUGAUGGUUUCAAAUUCGCUCUUUCAUAUUGAAAA
Messenger RNA from Belonocnema kinseyi, 726 nucleotides. RefSeq lists its product as uncharacterized. The transcript is spliced from 2 exons. The record is from RefSeq and is a predicted model, not a curated record. Lineage: Eukaryota; Metazoa; Arthropoda; Insecta; Hymenoptera; Cynipidae. Bases 34 to 471 code for a protein of 145 amino acids.